Molecule: messenger RNA, 1543 nt
Organism: Psylliodes chrysocephalus
Lineage: Eukaryota; Metazoa; Arthropoda; Insecta; Coleoptera; Chrysomelidae
Source: the annotation of a GenBank genome assembly
AUGUUACCUAUAGUACGAUUUUUUGAGACCAGAGACCAGAGGAAAAAGUUUUCAGAGAAUUUAGUCAAUAAACAAGAAGUAGUUAUUAGUGGAUACAAUUUAAAAAACUUUUAUAGAAAAAUGGUUAAUCGGAGAAUAUUGUUACCUGUAAUGUCAGGUAACAUUCUCAUGAUAGUGUCCGGUGCAUUUACAGUUUGGCCUGUAAUAUAUUUCGAUAAAGUUUUUCACAGUAGGUAUUUUAGAAUGUUUUUUAUCUUUGAAUUAAUAGGUCAAAUAAUAGGGUCAAUAAUAUUUUCAUUAUUAGCAGAACUAAUAGGAAGAAGAUAUAGUUUACUUUUAAUGACUUUUCCUGCAAUCAUUAGUGUUAUUAUUUCUGAAUUCUUUUAUGGCAUUAUAUUUUUAUUUUGCAUAGCCAGAAUCUGUUCUGGUAUGAUUGUCGGAGGCAGUUUCGCUGUAUUACCGAUUUACGUUGCAGAAAUCAGUGAAACUAAUUCUAAAGGAGGUUUUAUAUCGUCAAUGUUUAUAUUUUAUCAUAUUGGAGAAAUUUUCAUUCUAUUACUGACGGACAUCACAUACGAUUAUUUUGCUUCGACUGUUUUAGUGAGUUUAUUUAUUAUAGUUUUAGCUAUAGCUUAUUGUAUUACAUUUGCAUUAAUAGCUCCAGAAAGUCCCUAUUAUUAUUUAAAAAAAGAACGCCAUAAUGUUGCAAAAAUAGUUCUUAAUAAGUUAAGAGCACAAAAUAUAAAUACAGAUAUUGAACUUAUUGAAAUGCAAGGACAAGUUAAUGAGAAUGGACAAAAUGCUCAAGAAUACGAAAGAAUUAUGGUAUGUGUACGAGGUCCAGGAUGGGUCAAAAGUGGAAUUAUGAUGUUUGGUAUUUUGGUAUCACAAAUUGUGAUUUCAAUUGGAGUAGUCGCGACAAUUUUUUCCCUAUAUUAUUAUAUACAUGGAAGAUUGAAUGCAUCGCUUAUUAGAGGUGUAGCUGCUGUGUUAACUUGCUGCAUUUCUACCGCUUUAGUUGAUAAGAUUGGAAGAAAAUUGCUACUAAUGAUAUCUUAUGUAGUAAUCGCUGUAUCUGCUGCAACAAUUAUAAUACUCAGUUUAAUGCCAAUAGAGAACGCGUAUGUUUUUCUCUUACCAACAGUAAUUUUAAUCGGAAGUCAAUGUUUUCUUUUGAUUUUACAAACAAUUUUAUUGGCUGAAUUGUUUCCAUUAAAAAUAAAAAUGAUAAGUUCGGCCUCUUUUACAGCCCUUUGGUUUGGUUCACAAAUAGUGACACAGUUACUAAUAGACAUAUCGGAGUUAUUUAAAUUUUUUCCUGUUGUAUUGAUUAGUGUUGCAAUGUUACCUAUAGUUCGAUUUUUUUAUCUUGAGACCAAAGGCAAAAGUUUACAAAGAAUUCAGUCAAUAUUAAACAAGAAGUAGGUUUGUAAUUUUGCAUACAAAACUUGCUUGACAACAUAUUUUUUAUUUUUAUAAUGCAUUGUUACUUAUUAAAUACUUGUAUUUAUGUUGAUUUAGGAAUAAAUAAAUUGUACAUAGG